Messenger RNA from Aspergillus melleus, 351 nucleotides. It is a transcript of the gene CHZ1, whose product is annotated as histone H2A.Z-specific chaperone CHZ1. The coding region runs from base 1 to 351 and encodes 116 amino acids. NCBI's taxonomy places the organism in Eukaryota, Fungi, Ascomycota, Eurotiomycetes, Eurotiales, Aspergillaceae. The transcript is spliced from 3 exons. The record is from RefSeq and is a predicted model, not a curated record.
AUGGGUGACAACAAUCAGGCUACGACCCUGGGCAACGACGCCCCCGAUGCUUUCAGCAAGGGCAAGGGCAAGGCUACCGAGGACCCUACCGCCAUGGAAAUGAGCAUGGACGAAGAGGAUGAAAGCGAGAGCGAAGGCGAGGACAUGAUCAACGAAGAUGACGACGACGAUGAGGACACCCUUGAGCCCAUCUCCUCCGACAACAUCAUCAGCGGAGGUCGGCGCACUCGUGGAAAGACCAUUGACUUCCAGGAGGCUGCCGAGAAGCUCAAGAACGACGAAAUGGAUGACGAUGACGACGACGAGGACUUCGCGCCCCAGGACGACGAGGACGACAAGAUGCGUCAGUAA